AUGAAUCGAGCAAGGACUAUACUCACCUGCCUCAGACUCACAAACUCGUACAUCUCAACUCAGAUUCGCACCGCAACUCGGGGACCUUUUUCUCAGGUUAUUCAGUUUUCUCACAUAUCUCCAUCUGUUCAAAAUCAAUUGGAUUCUUCUUCUCAAUUUAUCUACACCCGUCAAAGGUUACCCUUUUCUUCAAAACCCGACUCGGUUGUGGACCUCAUUGUAGCCAACGAGUGGUCUACUGAGUUGGAGAACGAAUUAGAUAACUCGCAUCUCGGAUGGAAUUAUGAAAGAGUUAUCUAUGUUUUGACGAAACUGGGCAAACACCCAAGAAAAGCUUCAGAUUUCUUUAACUGGGUAUGUGAGAAAGAUGGGUUCAGACCAAGUUCUUCAAUUUAUAGCUUGUUGCUUAGAAUUUUACUUCAGAAAGAUAUGAAACAGUUUUGGGUCAUUCUAAAGAAAAUGAAAGAACAAGGCUAUUAUAUUGAUGAAGAAACUUAUUUGACAAUGCUAGCACAACUGAAAAAGGAAAAAAUGGCUAGUGAUGUUGCUGCUUUGACCCAUUUUUACAACAGAAUGAUUAAAGAGAAUGCCAUGGAUGGUGUUGUAAAACAGGUGGCUAGUGUUGUUUUGGGGCAAGAAUGGGGUGACAAGGUUGAGAAAAAAUUAGCAGAGCUCAUAGUUGAUUUAUCAGAUAACUUUGUUAUAAGGGUUCUUAAAGAACUUAGGUCUUGCCCAUCAAGAGCUUGGAGCUUUUUUCAAUGGGUUGACCAGAGUCCAAGCUAUGAACACAAUACAAUUACUUACAAUGCAGCUGUGAGAGUUCUUAGUAGAAGUGAUUCAAUUAAUGAAUUUUGGAUUGUGGUUGAGAAAAUGAAGAAAGCUGGCCAUGAAAUGGAUAUUGACAAUUACAUAAAGAUUUCAAGGGCAUUUCAGAAGAAUAAAAUGAUGGAGGAUGCUGUGAAGCUUUACGAGUUUAUGAUGGAUGGCCCGUAUAAGCCAUCGCUUCAGGACUGUAGCCUUCUGUUGAAGAGCAUUGCAGCAAGUGAAAAUCCAGAUUUGGAUUUGGUUUUCAGAGUUGCUAGAAAGUAUGAAUCUAUGGGACACACCCUUUCCAAGGCUGCUUAUGAUGGGAUUCAUAGGUCUUUGACAAAAUCAGGGAGGUUCGAAGAAGCGGAAAACAUAAUUAAAGUUAUGAAAAAUGCAGGGUAUGAACCAGACAACCUCACUUAUAGCCAAUUGAUCUUUGGAUAUUGUAGGGCAGGGAGAUUUGAAGAUGCCUGUAAGGUUAUGGUUGAUAUGGAAGAACUUGGAUGUACUCCAGAUAUCAAGACUUGGACCAUUUUAAUUCAAGGGCAUUGUGCUGCUGGUGAAGUUGGCAAGGCAUUUAUAUGUUUCGCGAAUAUGAUAGAAAAGAAUGUUGAGGCCGAUGCUGAUUUGUUGGAUGUAUUAUUAGAUGGUUUUCUCAGUCAGCAAAAGAUAGAGGGUGCUUAUAAUUUGCUGGUUGAGAUGGUGGAUAAAGGUCGUUUAAGACCUUGGCAAGCUACAUACAAAAAUGUCAUUGAAAAGCUUUUAGGUGCCAGGAAAUUUGAAGCAGCAUUGGACCUUCUUCGUUUGAUGAAGAAACAAAAAUACCCUCCUUACCCUGAACCUUUCAUUCAAUACAUCUCAAAGUUUGGGACUGUUGAGGAUGCUUAUGAAUUUUUGAAGGCUCUGAGUGUGAAAGAAUAUCCAACUUCAUCAGCUUAUCUUCAUGUUUUCAAGUCAUUUUUUCAGGAGGGUAGACACUCGGAGGCAAAAGAUUUGCUAUUCAAGUGCCCCCAUCAUAUACGCAAACAUCGCGACAUUUGCGAUCUUUUUGGCUCUGUGGAGAGCAAAUCUGCUGUUUAACUUUUAUUUUAAUAAUUACUUCCUGUUUUUUUUCUUUGGCUGAACUCAACUAGUCAUUUUAGUUGUACACCAAUCUUUGUUUAGGUUAAAUGAAGUUUUUUAAUAUGUCAACAGCAAGGAACAACUCUGUAAUGGCGCAAGGUUUUCCCCCAAGCAAUGUAAUAAAAAAUGGUUGUAAUCAGAUUGCAACUUCUUUCUCUCA
Molecule: messenger RNA, 2089 nt
Organism: Cannabis sativa
Lineage: Eukaryota; Viridiplantae; Streptophyta; Magnoliopsida; Rosales; Cannabaceae
Product: pentatricopeptide repeat-containing protein At3g48250, chloroplastic
Exons: 1
Coding region: 1-1887 (628 amino acids)
Biological process (GO): RNA splicing
Molecular function (GO): protein binding
Source: RefSeq, a predicted model, not a curated record